This is a messenger RNA of Trichoplax adhaerens, 285 nucleotides long. RefSeq lists its product as uncharacterized. Gene Ontology annotation, molecular function: metalloendopeptidase activity. The transcript has 2 exons. Gene Ontology annotation, biological process: proteolysis. Lineage: Eukaryota; Metazoa; Placozoa; Uniplacotomia; Trichoplacea; Trichoplacidae. The annotation marks the transcript as partial. The record is from RefSeq and is a predicted model, not a curated record.
GGCUUACAUCAUACCCAAUCAAGAUUAGACAGAGAUAAUUACAUUAACAUUGACUUAUCGAAAGUUGCUCCAGAAUAUCAACAUAAUUUCAAUACAUAUGCCAAUCCUCAUAAUGAUGAUUUUGCAGUGGAAUACGAUUACAAUUCCGUGAUGCAUUACGGAAGGACUGAUUUCAGUACAGAUGGAACAGACGUUAUAACUCCUAUUAUAGGUACUGCAUUAAUUGGACAGCGUUUGGGCAUGAGUUACUUCGAUUAUGUUACUAUCAAUCAAAUGUACGGCUGC